Messenger RNA from Neoarthrinium moseri, 816 nucleotides. RefSeq lists its product as uncharacterized. Gene Ontology annotation, biological process: mitochondrial translation; RNA processing. Gene Ontology annotation, cellular component: mitochondrial large ribosomal subunit. Lineage: Eukaryota; Fungi; Ascomycota; Sordariomycetes; Amphisphaeriales; Apiosporaceae. The transcript has 2 exons. The record is from RefSeq and is a predicted model, not a curated record. Gene Ontology annotation, molecular function: ribonuclease III activity; structural constituent of ribosome. The coding region runs from base 1 to 816 and encodes 271 amino acids.
AUGGCCCUCAACGCCCACCGGCCAGCCUCUCGGCUUGCCAGCCGCGCUCUACGGAGCUGCACCGCACAGUCCAGCACCGCCCACGCCCCGAUAUGCCGCCCCUUGAUCACCGUCUCGACCUCCCCGUUCUCGACCUCGACGCCACGGGGGCACGCUGCCGCCGCCGAACAGGACGCCCACGUCCCCCGCUGGGCGCGCACCCCGGAGCGCAUGAAGGCUACCUUCUCGCCGAGAUCCACCAAGAACCCCGCCAACUCGGUCUGGCACGUCAACGCAGACCCGGCCAAGCUGGACGACGCCCUCAACAACCUGCUGGGCAAAGGCGGCGAGCGCCUGCUUCCCGACGAGCUCAAGUGGCUGGCCGUCACCCACAAGUCCUUCGACCAGGGCCGCCGCGGUUUCAACGACCGCCUGGCCUUCCUCGGCCGCCGCAUCGCCGUAGUCGAGGCCAUGCAGGCCAUCCUCUCCGACCCGGCCAUCGCCGUCGAGAGCAGUGAACAGAUCGAGCCCGACGCGUUUGCGGGCAGGAGGACCCCUUUCGAGGACAAGGCGCUGGAGGCGGCCGACAGGUUGAGCGUGCUGCAACCAGACGCCGUUUUUGACCUGACGAAGAUGCAGAAGCUUGCCAUGGACACGGGCAUCAGCGAGGUCGUGAGGUGGAAGCCGAGGAAGGUGGAGAGUCUUGCAGCCUCGGGGAUUGCCCCUGUAAUGGCAGGGGCUUUGUACGCUAUCGUGGGAGCUGUCGCAAUGCAACACGGAGGAAAAGUCGCCAGUAGAGUCGUCAGGGAGCGGAUACUGCGAAAGAUCAAGGCAUAA